Molecule: messenger RNA, 1652 nt
Organism: Neopsephotus bourkii (Bourke's parrot)
Lineage: Eukaryota; Metazoa; Chordata; Aves; Psittaciformes; Psittacidae
Product: DNA-directed RNA polymerase II subunit RPB1
Exons: 4
Biological process (GO): transcription by RNA polymerase II
Molecular function (GO): DNA binding
Source: RefSeq, a predicted model, not a curated record
GUGGACGUGCUGAUGGAGGCGGCGGCGCACGGCGAGAGCGACCCCAUGAAGGGGGUGUCGGAGAACAUCAUGCUGGGGCAGCUGGCGCCCGCCGGCACCGGCUGCUUCGACCUCCUCCUGGACGCUGAGAAGUGCAAGCACGGCAUGGAGAUCCCCAGCACCCUGCCCGGGAUGGGCAUGGGGGGGCCUACUGGAAUGUUCUUUGGGUCUGCCCCCAGCCCCAUGGGGGGCCUGUCCCCAGCCAUGACACCCUGGAACCAAGGAGCUACCCCCGCCUAUGGGGCCUGGUCCCCCAGUGUGGGCAGUGGGAUGACCCCCGGAGGCGCCGGCUUCUCCCCCAGCGCCGCCUCGGACGCCAGCGGCUUCAGCCCCGGUUACUCCCCGGCCUGGUCCCCGACCCCCGGCUCUCCCGGCUCCCCCGGGCCCUCCAGCCCCUACAUCCCCUCCCCCGGUGGUGCCAUGUCACCCAGCUACAGCCCAACGUCACCCGCCUACGAGCCGCGUUCACCGGGGGGCUACACCCCACAGAGCCCCAGCUACAGCCCCACCUCGCCAAGCUACAGCCCAACCUCACCCAGCUACAGCCCGACGUCACCCAACUACAGCCCCACGUCACCGAGCUACAGCCCCACUUCGCCCAGUUACAGCCCGACGUCACCCAGCUACAGCCCGACGUCGCCCAGUUACAGCCCGACGUCGCCCAGCUACAGCCCCACUUCUCCCAGUUACAGCCCGACUUCGCCCAGCUACAGCCCCACUUCUCCCAGCUACAGCCCCACCUCGCCCAGCUACAGCCCAACUUCUCCCAGCUACAGCCCAACUUCACCCAGUUACAGCCCCACAUCACCCAGCUACAGCCCGACGUCACCCAGCUACAGCCCUACCAGCCCCAACUACAGCCCCACCAGCCCCAACUACACCCCGACCUCUCCCAGCUACAGCCCGACUUCGCCCAGCUACAGCCCCACCAGCCCCAACUACACCCCGACUUCCCCCAACUACAGCCCCACCUCCCCCAGCUACAGCCCCACUUCCCCCAGCUACAGCCCCACUUCCCCCAGCUACAGCCCCUCCAGCCCCCGCUACACCCCGCAGUCCCCAACCUACACCCCCAGCAGCCCCAGCUACAGCCCCAGCAGCCCCAGCUACAGCCCCACCUCCCCCAAGUACACCCCGACCAGCCCCAGCUACAGCCCCAGCUCCCCCGAGUACACCCCGACCAGCCCCAAGUACAGCCCCACCAGCCCCAAGUACAGCCCCACCAGCCCCAAGUACAGCCCAACCUCGCCCACCUACAGCCCCACCACCCCCAAGUACAGCCCCACGUCCCCCACCUACAGCCCCACCAGCCCCGUCUACACCCCGACCAGCCCCAAGUACAGCCCCACCAGCCCCACCUACAGCCCUACCAGCCCCAAGUACAGCCCCACAUCCCCCACCUACAGCCCCACCAGCCCCAAGGGCUCCACCUACAGCCCUACAUCCCCUGGCUACAGCCCCACGUCCCCCACCUACAGCCUCACCAGCCCAGCCAUCAGCCCCGACGACAGCGACGAGGACAACUGAGCCGGGGUGGGGGGACCCCCGUCAGGCUAUGGGGCUGACCCAUAAGUUGCUGUCACCACCCCAAGCUGGGUGGGUGACAAUGGGGU